This is a messenger RNA of Debaryomyces fabryi, 1341 nucleotides long. Its product is annotated as dihydrofolate synthase. Bases 1 to 1341 code for a protein of 446 amino acids. Gene Ontology annotation, biological process: folic acid-containing compound biosynthetic process. Gene Ontology annotation, cellular component: cytosol; cytoplasm; mitochondrion. The record is from RefSeq and is a predicted model, not a curated record. Lineage: Eukaryota; Fungi; Ascomycota; Pichiomycetes; Serinales; Debaryomycetaceae. The transcript has a single exon. Gene Ontology annotation, molecular function: ATP binding; dihydrofolate synthase activity; tetrahydrofolylpolyglutamate synthase activity.
AUGCCAAUUGACCUAGGACUCUCUAGGGUUACAAAAUUACUUCACCAUCUUGGAAAUCCACAUAUUAAUGCAUAUAAAUCCAUACAUAUUGCGGGAACAAAUGGUAAAGGGUCUACGGUAGCUUAUUUAUCUUCAAUAUUAACUCAAGCCAAGGUUAGAAAUGGACGAUUCACUUCACCACAUAUGGUAUAUUAUAAUGAUUCAAUUUGUAUAAAUAAUGAAGUUUACCCACUUGCAAAAUUCAAGAAUAUCAGUGAUUACGUUCAAAAAGAGAAUACGUCAUUAAGAUUGGGUUGCACAGAAUUUGAACUUUUAACGGUUAUUGCAUUCAAAAUUUUUGAAAUAGAAAGGGUUGAUCUAGCAAUAAUAGAAGUUGGUCUUGGGGGGAGGCUUGAUGCUACGAAUGUUUUAGAGCCUUUUGAUCCCAAGACAGAUCUUAAAGGUGGGGUUAUAGCUACCGGAAUCACUAAAAUUGGCAUAGACCACGAAGCAUUGUUGGGUGAUACAUUAGCAGAAAUUGCAUAUGAGAAGGCAUGUAUUAUGAAAAAGUCUGUUCCGUGUAUCGUUGAUAGAAAAAAUGAACAAGAAGCCUUGAAAGUGGUGAAAGAGGUCGCAAAAAACACCAUGUCAGAUUUGUACAUGGUGGAUGGCAUGAAUAAACCAGAAACUUGUCCUACAAACAAAAUGUGCUAUUCCGACCCUAAAUCUCUUUUGAAGUAUUCUCCUCUUAAGGGUGACUAUCAAUUGCAAAAUUUGAGUAUAGCAUUGACAAUACUAGAUGUGGUCAAGCUUCAAAAUCAUUCCUCAUUAAGUAAUGAAAACGGAGAGUCAAAAAUAACUGCAGAUGCUAUCAAACUGGGAAUUGAAAAAACUGUAUGGCCAGGUAGAUUACAAUCCAUAAAUAUUCCUAAAACAGGUUUACAUCUUCUUUUAGAUGGCGCACAUAAUGCAAGUGCAGCCAUAGAGCUUGCUAAGUACCUUGAAAAUAUCCGAGGUGAUGAGGGCGGUAUUAUAUUCGUUAUAGCAUUAACAAAAGGUAAAUCCAUUGAUAAUCUUUUGAAGCACAUUGUCCAUAAAAAUGAUACAGUUAUACCUACAGUCUUCUCUGUUCCCGAACAAAUGCCUUGGAUUUCAAGUUACUCGUCAGAAGAUGUGCAGAAAGUGGCAGAAAAUUACGUUCAGGAUGUGAGAAAUAUAGGUACUUCUGGUCAAAGUAUUGAAAAGGUGCUAGAUUAUGUAAAUGAACUUAAAUUAUCGGGUGAUAAUAGAAAUGUAGUAGUAUGUGGGAGCUUAUAUUUAUGUGCUGAUAUCUUGAGAUAUGUGAAUACUCUCUCUAAAUAG